GGAAAGGAAGGAAAGAGAGAAGGAUGGAAGGAAGGGAAAAACAUGGGAGAAAAGGAUAGAAAGAAUUGGGAAAGGAAGGAAAGAGCUCCGUCUACUUGCAAGUGGGACGGCCGGUGGGAUCGCGCCUCGGGCUCCCCGGAGGCCGGCCCGGCGGCCGAGCCGAGCGGCUCCUGCCCCGCCGAGCCAGAGGCCGCGCUGCCUCCCGCUCCGCCCGGCGGGGCCCCUUUAAGCGGCGGCGUCCUUGCGCGCACAGCCGGCCGAGCCGGGCGCCGCGGCGGAGCAGCCGCAGCAGGAGCCGCCGCCGCGGCAGACAAAGGGAGGCGCGCGGCCGAGCGGGCGCUGCAGCCGAGAGCGCCUCUGAGCAUAGGCCGAGUGCCCCCAUGAGCGGCCCUCCGCCCUCGCCCGCGGAGCCCCCGGCCGGCCAGGCCUGCGCGCUGGAGGGGCUGCCCCCGCUGCCCAAGGGGCUGAGCGGCAUCCUCAACUCCAGCGGCGGCGCGUGGCGCGAGAUCCAGAAGGUCUACAGCAAGAAGUCGCGCAUCCAGGACGACCUGCGCCGCGCCCAGGCAGCCCCCGGCGGGGAGAGAGCGCCGCCGCCGCCGCAGCAGCCCCCGCGCCGCCCCCGGCCCGCCAACCUGGAUGCCGCGCUGGCCGUGCUGCGCAAGGAGAUGGUGGGGCUCCGACAACUGGACAUGUCCCUUCUUUGCCAACUCUGGUCUCUGUAUGAAUCCAUCCAGGAAUUCAAAAGCCUCUUCCAGGAUAUGUCAUCCUCGCUGCACUCGGAAGGCAGCCUGGCUGCUGAAAAUGGCUUCUCGGAUGAGGAGGAAUAUUUUGACCUGGACCCGUUAAGUCCGGACGGGCAGCGAGAGCUGCCUCCGGCCCAGCAGCUACGCUUUCUUCAACCCCAAAACUCCCGGGAUCAGUGGCUUAAGGACUCCUUCCAUAUUGCGAUCUGAGCCGGACCUGGAAAACGGCAUUGGGAAAAGACGGCUGGGAUUAUAUGGAUUGGAAAAGGCAUCAUGGUUUAUAUCUGGAACGAUCCAGCCUGUUUUCAGCUUUCCACUGGAGCUCUUGGACUUUUUCCGAGAAAUCUAUAAAAAUUCCUUUGGCCUUUCCAGAAAGAGAUGGCUGCAGCGACGAAAUGCAGGCGGCUGCUUCGGAGUGGACAGUCCCGGCUGCAACAGUAGUAAAUUCAAUUUUCUUCCGUUUGGGAUUGUCUUUGAAAAAAAAAGCAUUGGGAAAGACUCAGGGAGUGUUCAGAUGAACUAGAACAUCACCUGGAUUAUCUGAAAAUGCCUCUCCAGCUUGUCUUCCCCCACCUGGCAAGGAUCUGGGACAUUUUUCCUCCAAUUUAGUGUCCCCCCCCCACCAAUUUCCAGAAUUUUUGGCCUGCAUGGAGGACAAGACCAACAUCUGGAAUUGGGGCCAGAUUUGGGGAAAUUGACCUGAAAAUUGAAAGGGAAGUGUAUUUAUUUAUUUGGACAAAGACCUGCAACUCUGAGCUGAAAAAUUUUGUGGAAGGUUUUUCCUGGAAGAAAAAGAGAGGAUUUGCUUGGGCUGUUCUUCAGAACGCAAGCCUCUACUGGGUAAAAAUUUUGAGUUUAUCAAAUUUACCUGCUCUUGCAUGGAGAUGCCAGUCGCCUCUGAAACUCUUUUGAUAUUUAGAGGAAAAGAAAGACUUGGCUGCCUAUCUACGAGAUUCAGGCCCGUCCCUUGUCUUUGGGGUGCCAAUCCAUGUUUGCUCCCCUGCGGUACUAACAUCAGUGGCUGAGACUUUUCCUUGUCCAAAUGCCUGGGUUUCCAAUCUGCCUAGUUGGAAUCAUGAGGACCAGGAACUUAAUUUCUUUUUAAAAACAGGAAUGGCCAGUCCAGCUUGCAAUUCUGAGGAUCCGAGCUUUGGGCAAGGACCCUAAACAUAAAACCAUAGAGACUUGUAUUGCAAAUGCAUUAUUUUAUUUUAUUUUAUUUUAUUUUGCAAUGAAAACUUGCAAGAAAGAGAUGACCUGAUUAGAAAUUUAAGAGGGUGGGGGAGGAUGGGAAAUUCUUCUGGAUGCACCUUCCUUUUGCUUCUGGCAUGUUGCUGCUGCAAACCUUUAGCAUAAACAUAGAAUAGGGGGCUGGGAGGUGUGAAUUGCCCCCCACCCCAUGGGUUUUAUUUGUCUUUGAUUUAGCAUGUCACAGGAGCUAUUGAUUUAAGCUCUGAUUUAAGGCUUAGGAGAAGACACCUGGUGUGGUUUAUUUGGCAAAGGGGCGGCUUUACAAAGGUUUGUGAACCCGCCCCAGUUAAACCAGCCGGAUAGGUUGUGUUGUAUGAUAGGUGUUAGUUUCCUUUGUGGGGGGCUGAUGCACCCCACUUUCUCCUCAAUUGCACACUGAUAAGAAAUAGUUAGCUAGGAAUGUGCUGUGUACAACAUUUGUUGUUGUUUUUUUCUUUUUUAAACCUGGCCAUGUUGCAUGGGCUGGAUUUUAUGACUGUUCUACUGCCCUAGCCAAUUUACCUUGGCUGAAUAAUUUAAUUGCAUACUGUUUUUAAUAAUAGUAUUCUUAUUAUUUGGGGUUUUUAAAGGCUUGAAAUAAACCCAGGAGGAUUUGGGUAGAGGAUAAUGGGUUGCAAAAUGUUUGCUACUCGUUCUUCCCAUCCUUUGAAGGAAGAAGGCAAAGUUGGAUGGUUAAGGAAUAUUUUGGCCAAUUUUUUUCCCCACGGUCCCUGGCAGCCAAAGUGGGAGGCGAGGCCGUCUCUUGAAACAAAGAGCCGGAGUGUGUUCCAGUCCCAGCUGUGAAUUCAGAGCUCACAAAGUGACAGGACCACAAAGACAAUUGCAGUGACCUGGAUUUCACUUAAAAAUCAGGCCCAGUUUCCCGAUUGUAAAAAUCUGUGCAUCAGUGAUUGUGGCUUUUCCAGAAUGAAGCAGCCAAACUGCCACGACUCAAGGGUGAUGGAUCAGUUUUCUCCUCAGCUCAUUUCAUAUU
Messenger RNA from Crotalus tigris (Tiger rattlesnake), 2967 nucleotides. RefSeq names its product family with sequence similarity 89 member B (gene FAM89B). The transcript is spliced from 2 exons. The coding region runs from base 381 to 953 and encodes 190 amino acids. NCBI's taxonomy places the organism in Eukaryota, Metazoa, Chordata, Lepidosauria, Squamata, Viperidae. The record is from RefSeq and is a predicted model, not a curated record.